Seriola dumerili (greater amberjack) is the source of this 1554-nucleotide messenger RNA. It is a transcript of the gene gtf3c6, whose product is annotated as general transcription factor IIIC subunit 6. Gene Ontology annotation, cellular component: transcription factor TFIIIC complex. NCBI's taxonomy places the organism in Eukaryota, Metazoa, Chordata, Actinopteri, Carangiformes, Carangidae. The transcript has 6 exons. The record is from RefSeq and is a predicted model, not a curated record. Gene Ontology annotation, biological process: transcription by RNA polymerase III. Bases 130 to 582 code for a protein of 150 amino acids.
CACCGUACAUUCGCGGAAGUUGUCUAAAACAUUAUGUAGGAACACAUUUUGGCAGUUUUCUCUGGAUAAUAUUUGCUGAAAUUGACUUUUUAUUUUCUAUUAUUCCCUUAUCACUCCAGGACUUUGAAUAUGGAAGAUGAAUGGGAAGAGGAGGAGCAGCUUGUUGUGGUGGAGCUCUCUGGUAUAAUCAACAACGACUUUCUCUCCAAAUGUCGGGGCACUUGCAAGAUACUGGAUAUUGACAGUGAAAAGCCAAUGAUGCAGGUUGGACAAUACGUUUUUGCAGGAGAAUAUGAAGAUGCUUUGGGAACUUGUGUACUGUUCGAGGAGGGACCACAGAAAGGAAAAGCAGACAGCGACCAAGAGCUCAAGUACAUGUGCCACACCAUGAAGAAGCUGAUGAUGCAAAGAAUCUUCCUCACUGAGAAAAAAGAGGGUGAAACUAGCACAGCAGGAAGUGGUGAUGGUGAUGAACAGAAGGACACAACCUGUCAGUCCAGUCAGGAGGAAAAUGACAACCAACAGGGAGAGACAGAAGAAGAGAUGGAAAACAUGGAUUUGGAAGACUCAGCAGUGGGUUGACAGGUGGAGGCUUUGCUACAUCAUGACCUUGCUGUGCACAUGCUAAGACACCAGCAUUUGUGAGGUUGUGGGGGACUCAGACUAUUCAAAGACAGUUGGAUUUACAGUUAAUCAGUAUAAAGGAGAGGUGUUACUAUAACUAUAUGUCUUGCACAUUGUGUCACAUUCUUUUUCCAGGAACACAUGUUAUGCCUCAUCUUCAAUGAGCCUCAGAAUCAAGAUCAUUUAAUAUUUAACAUACAACUUAAACAUGGUGAAAUGACACCUAAAUGGAAAACAUGCUUUUACAAUUCAAGAUGUAAAUCCAUUCCCUUCAGAGCCAUGUAGUAGGGGUCUUGGGACCAGCAGUUACAGACCUGUGGUGGGCAUCCUCAGCUUAGUGGCAGGAAAUGCUGUCAUUGUGCCACUCUGACAACAAAUAAACCAGCAGAGGGAGAUAAACAUAACUGCAACGAUUAGUUGGUUAAUUGAUAAUCUGUAAACUUCCGACAUCAUCUUGAGCCGUGUGAAAUUAUAUUGGGCAGUUUUUACUGUAUUGGCUGUUCAGUGCAGAUUAAUAGAUCAUCUUUAGUUGCAGCCCUAGACAGAAAUAUGCUUGAGCUGCAAGGUUAUAAUUGAGUGUGCUCAAUAGACAAAGAGCCAUUGAAUGAGCCAUACAUUUAAUGACAUAAAGAGGGCUUCUUAUUUUUCUGAUUUGUAAUAAGUUGAUUUCAUCAGAACUAUUAUAGCAACAGAUUUACAGUGUUUUAUUUGUUAUAUUAAAUGGGCUCACUGAAUACUUGGAAUACUUUAUUUCUUGAAUGUGGGUUUUAUUGUCCUUUUAUUGUUUGUUUUGUUUAGUUUUUUGUGGAUUUGCAUUUCUGCUACACUCUUGUGGAUAGACAAUUUGUUUACAAGUUAAAAGUUUUUCUCACUCAGGCACAAAUUCCUUCUAUGUUUUUCAGAAGUAUAAAUUGAUUAAAUAAAUAACAU